Guillardia theta CCMP2712 is the source of this 213-nucleotide messenger RNA. RefSeq lists its product as hypothetical. The record is from RefSeq and is a predicted model, not a curated record. Gene Ontology annotation, molecular function: protein heterodimerization activity; TBP-class protein binding; DNA binding. The transcript has 3 exons. Gene Ontology annotation, biological process: RNA polymerase II preinitiation complex assembly; DNA-templated transcription initiation. Gene Ontology annotation, cellular component: SAGA complex; SLIK (SAGA-like) complex; transcription factor TFIID complex. The annotation marks the transcript as partial. Lineage: Eukaryota; Cryptophyceae; Pyrenomonadales; Geminigeraceae.
CUGACCAAGAAGAGGAUAGCCGAGCUCGUGAACCAGAUCGCGCCGGGUGAGAAGAUCGACCCGGAGGUUGAGGAGGUCUUGUUGGAGAUCGCGGAGGACUUUGUUGACAACGUCACUAAUUUCUCCUGCCUGCUGGCGAAGCACAGGAAGUCGUCGACGCUCGAGGCUCAAGACAUCAAACUUCACCUGGAGAAGAAUUGGGGCAUGCAGGUA